Molecule: messenger RNA, 352 nt
Organism: Salvelinus sp. IW2-2015
Lineage: Eukaryota; Metazoa; Chordata; Actinopteri; Salmoniformes; Salmonidae
Product: gamma-crystallin M3-like
Biological process (GO): lens development in camera-type eye; visual perception
Molecular function (GO): structural constituent of eye lens
Source: RefSeq, a predicted model, not a curated record
AUGGGAAUGAGCGAUGGUAUCAGGUCCUGCCGCAUGAUCCCCAUGCACAGAGGAAACCUCAGGAUGAGGAUCUAUGAGAGGGAAAACUUCGGAGGUCAGAUGCACGAGAUGAUGGAUGACUGUGACUCUAUCAUGGAGCGUUACCGCAUGUCUGACUGCCAGUCCUGCAACGUGAUGGACGGCCACUGGCUGAUGUAUGAGCAGCCCCACUUCAGAGGCAGGAUGAUGUACAUGAGGCCGGGAGAGUGCAGGGGCUUCAGAGAGAUGGGUAUGAGUGCCAUGAGGUUCAUGAGCAUGAGGCGUAUCGUGGAUUCUUGUAAUUAAAUGUACCAGUAUCAAAUUACUGUCAAUA